Molecule: messenger RNA, 5859 nt
Organism: Truncatella angustata
Lineage: Eukaryota; Fungi; Ascomycota; Sordariomycetes; Amphisphaeriales; Sporocadaceae
Exons: 2
Coding region: 1-5859 (1952 amino acids)
Source: RefSeq, a predicted model, not a curated record
AUGACCGCCGAAGACGACAAGCCGGCGGAACCGCAAACUCCCCAUCGUGUCUCUGCUGCCGCCAAACCAAAAACCCCCAAUGCGACUCACAACAGAAAGGCCUCGGCACCCGGCGGCGGUGUCACUCCCAGGAGUGCCCCAGCCGCUGGAGCCAAAGGCCAGGCUGCGCGCCAGCGUGCUGCCACAAUGAAACAGCAGCCUACUCUGCUUGGCGACUUCCUACUGGGUCGUCCGUCCGCUGCUCGGGUCGCCGCUGAUAAAGAAAAGCGAAAGCAGCAAAUGAUGACGCUGGAACAGGUCAAGCAGGAGAUGCGCGAGGCUGCCGUGCGCAGGGUGCAACAACCAGGAGGUGUUCACGACCGGGUCAAGAAGUGGCAACAGAAGAAUGCGACAGCAAUCGCCGGCUCAGAUCCAUUCGCAACUCCCAGCGAACCUAGUGAGGUCCACAUACAAGUCGAGGAAGAAAGCGUGACGGAAGAGGACCGCGUGAGGAUUAAGAAGGGUCUCAAGAAGAAAGCGCCAACCCCCGUCAUCGUCGUGGAGCAGACUAAAGCCGCCGUCCAGUCCAAACCCAGUGCCGAUAUAGAAAAGGAAAACACAGAAGAUGGCGAGCAGGCCAUUCCGCCCAAGAAGCGGGUAGUCAGCGACACCAACUGGAUGAAGAAUAAGAGCAGAAGCCCACCAAGAAGCAAAUCGCCAAAGUCCAAGGCCGCCGGCGGGUCGCCUUUGCCGAAGAAUUUCUCCCCAAGGACAGCACCUAAUCCUACCGUCAAGAACAAGAUCAAGGACUGGGCGGCACGUGUGGAGAUUCCGGACGAGCCAGAAAUCAAGCGCUACAGCGUCCCAAGGUCAGUGGGAAGUGGCGACGGAAUUCGAGUCAAAGCCAUGCGAAGCGAAGGGGAUGUUUCCAUGGCAAGAUCUAGUGCGAGAUCAACGGCCAAAUCCGAGAAUAUGGAGAUUGUUGUGGAAACGAGCAAACCACGCAAGUCCACGCGGGUCGAUGAUGACGGCAUUCGUAUCAGGCCGUGCAAAAGAAUCAUAGACGACGAUGGUAUCAGAGUCACGCCUUCAAGAUCAAGUUUACCAGACGACGGUAUCAGAGUCACGCCUUCAAGAUCAAGUUUACCAGACGACGGUAUCAGAGUCACGCCUUCAAGAUCAAGUUUACCAGACGACGGUAUCAGAGUUACCCCUCUGAAGUCAAAUUUGCCGGAUGACGGUAUUAGAGUGUACGCUGGAGAUCGCAAAUCUAGCGCCAGCACCAUUCGAGCAACAUCGCGGCAUGGCUCGGCGAAGGCGAAGAGUGCGCGCAAGGAACCCUCGCCUUCAGAAAGGAUUGAGGUAUUCGAAGAGUCUGAAUCCGACAUGCCAAACACGCCUACGAGGCGAAGCAGCGGGAAGAAGUCCUCUAGACUAUCCUCAAAAUUGACACAUACUACUGCGGACCGGAGCCACGCCGAUACAGGAACCACAAUGACAGGGGACACCGGCAUUUACAUGACAGAGAAUGCGUCCGACAGCGAGUCUUGGACAAGCGGAUCCGAUGACGACUCGGCUGUUCCAUCCAGCCUGCCCUCCAGGUUGGCUGAGAUUCCUGUCGGAUAUUCAGCCUUCAGUGAGCUCAAUCUUCCAACAAGGAAGAGCUCGAAACGGCCAAAGACGAAGAGAAACCCCAGCUUCAAAGGUGCUACUAACGUCUUGAAGAAGGCAUUCGUUGAAAGCAAGAAGAUACUCUCCGAGAGAGCUGAGCCGGCUUCUAAACCAGUUGUAAACCAACCACGAAGCAUUGAGUCUUGGCUAAACAAGACAGUCGAUCCGUUUGUAGAAGAGGCCACAGCCAGUGCGCCAACAACUGAGCCAGCGAAGAAGGCUAUUGAAAAGGAAUGGGCUCAUGAAACCAAAACAAGACGGUCGGCGUCCAUGUCCAAACCAAAACCUGCAGAAGUUCAGUCAGAAAUCACCUCCAGCGAACUUACCGCGACGGAUCUGACCGCGACGGAACUGACCGAAACUGAGUUAACCGGCACAGAAUUAACCGGUACCGAAUUGACUGGAACUGAAUGGACUGGUACCGAACUGACCGGCACUGAAUGGACCGAUACCGAAUUGGCCGGCACUGAAAUGACCGGGACUGAUCUGACCUCCUCAUCAAGAGACACAGAAAGCACUCUUCUCAAGGAUGACAACGUCAAGAAGCCUGCCACGCCCAAGAGUCAUGACAAGGUGGAAGAAGUGGAGUCUAGCCCAGGUUUGGGUGGACUGAGGAGAAGUCGAGCUAUUAGGACUGCCUCAUCUCCUGUGAAGCCAGCUGCGAAGAAAGGGUUCAAGGAAAGGCUCAAAGACGCAUUUCGUGGAGAGUCGAGCAUGUUCUACACAGACUUUGCAAAUGAUGUGAAAAAUGACGAUCGCCAGUUCGAAGAAGAUCCUCGGGAUCGGCGGCGCUCAGCCGAGUCUAUGGACUCAGCUUCCCUCUAUAGUCAGGAUGAUGAAUCCUCUUUGGCGCCUGAGCAGCCAAAGCAAUCGCCUGGUUCUACAUACCCCAGGCGUCGACCUCCUCCGACCAAGGGCCACCACGAGUUGUCAACGAUUCUCUCUUUGGAAUCGCUCGGUACCACGGACUCGGACGUCUCCUCUGUGUUAUCCGAUACAACCAUAACCCAGACCACUGCUUUUACUGGAAGCACUGGUUCUGGAUUAUCUCGCCACAGGAGUAAUAAGCCCGGCAAGCCCGGUUUGAAAAGGCGACUUACAAAACACUCCGAUCUGGUCUCGGUCCUAUCUCUACCAGAUGACACCAACAACGUUGGCAGAAGCCGAAGCCUCAGAUCGGCUCGCAGUGUUCGCAGGACAUCAAACCAUUUGAACUCUGCGACAGUAGACGCGCUCUUACAAGAGUUUGCGCAAGACGAAGAUCUUUACCGAAGAGAAUUAAAGACACUCGUUGAUGGUGUCAUCCCGGUUCUUCUUAAUCAGUUUCUGCAUGGGAGUGGCUCCGUGGUUUCGGAAGACCUCUACUCAUCGCCAACGGCGAAAGGCAAAGAGGACAGCAUGUCUCGAUCUGUGGUGCAGAUGGGUAUUGCAUUGGAGAAAAUAAAAAAUGCCCACAAGAAGUGCCCCUUAUCCGAUGCACAUAGAUUACCCCAGUGGCUGGAGUCCACACAUACGAUUUAUGACAACUACCUCGAUGUUUGGCGGUUGGGCUUCAACGAUCUGAUUGUCAAUCUGGCUCCACUGGCCCUUGAUGACAACGAUUCUCUCAUCAAUGCUCUUCCCCGCAACGAGGAGGGUGAUGUCGUCAACGAGGAUGGAGAGCGUGUGGACGUUGCUCACUUGCUGAAAAGACCUCUUGUCCGAGUCAAGUGGAUCACGAGGUUUAUUAGAGGUUAUCGCACUGUGACCGGUACAGACCAGUACCAAGAUCUGGCAGCCACUUGGGAGAAGCUGCAAGAUAAAGCGCGACGAAGGCACAAGGAAGAAGGCGCAAGAGUUAUCGACGACGAUGCGAUCAACACUGAUACCAGCCGUGUUCGAGACCUCAGGACCUUUGAGACGCUUGACAACGUCAAAAUCGAUCGGUUCCGACAAGUAUACGCAAAAGAUUUAUUCUCCCUGGAUCUUCGACAUACCAAUGGACAGCGGCUCGACUGUCAAGUUGAGCUAAUAUCACGAGACAACCAACUCUUCAAGUCGGAUCCUGGCGAUCUCUUGGUUCGUGAAACCGGCACUGCUGGGCGAUCAUGGUUGCUCUUCGCACCCAUUAUUGGCGGCCAAUAUUCCGCACGAAAAGGUGACCACAAAGGCGAAUUGGUGGUUAUGGUACGAGGCAAAUAUGACGAAUGGUUCCAACUCCUCACACUAAAUAGCGAUAACGACGAGCAAGUGGAAGAAUGGAUUGACAUACUCGGUAUCAGUCCGGUUCCACCGGCCGUCUCCAAGGUAGAGCCUCGAGAGACCUCUUCAUUGCCGGUUGUGCCCAAACCCACGAUUGACGAAGCACCGUUGGGUGAACGAAAACGAAGACAAGAUGCACCCGGUGUCCAUUCACCUCAGAGGGUAGACUCAAAUCCAGAAAUCCACACAAGGACUCCACCAGCUCGAUAUCACCAACGAACCACGAGCGGGCCGACAACACCCGUGUCGCCCGUUUCAGCCCCUGCACGAGAGAAGACACCGACGCAGGAUACAUACACUCAACCUAGGUCGAGAUACGCAUCGGAAAGGCGCCCGCCAAGCCAAGACGAAGGGCGAUCGCGUCCGUUGAAGGAGCAUAUGCGACCUGAACCGUUGAUUUUCCUCGAGGAGGCCCCAACUACUUCGGCAGAACCAGAGGACCGCGAUACACCUCCACCACCCCCCGCACAUCGCAGCUUGCCUUCCAAGAAGUCGCCAACUCUCUCACCUCCCGUCGACUUGAAACAGGCAAGGAUCAAGCGACGAGGCUCCUCUCCUCUGAAGCAUGAAUACCAACCAUCUGAAGGUUCCAGUUCAUCCUCCGAGUCCGACAUCGAUGAUGAUUCGACAUCUGAUUCCUCCGAGGACGAGUUGGAGGCUGCUGAUAUCCCCGAUCCCAUGCCCGCAAUCAGUAUCAAAAGAUCGCACGAGGAAGCGCCCAUGGGUUCUGCGAUAUCGGACAGCAGCAUGAGCCUUACUCCAUCAGCCUCAGCUUCGCAGGCCGGCAUGCCAGAUACUGCUGACCAGCGGCCAGCGUAUGCCUUUAGAUCGAUCGCUUCCAUCUCAUACUGGGAUAAUAAGCGAGGCUGCUGGAAGGAUCUGUGGGCCGAUGUCUGUUCCAUCGUCACCACACCUGGUCUGAUCGAGGCAUACCCUGCCACGAGUGCUAAUGAUGAAGACCGCCCGUUGAUCGCGCUGGAUCUUACGCCUUUGGUCAUGCUUCGAAACAGUACCGUGCUGGACCUCGAAAUAAGAUCUCCUGUCCUCAGCUAUGCGCGACUGUACUCCAAGGUUUCCAAGAUGGAGACAUGCGUCUUCCGCUUUCGCACGGCCAACAUUGCCGAAUGUGAGCAGCUGUACAUGGCUGUUCACCGGGCGCGCAUGGACAACGCCAAGUUCAAGGCUCUGGAGGAAGAAGCACGAAUUCGCAAUUUCGGCCAGCACCAGGCUCCGGAACAGGACGGCGACACGUCUUCACGUCGUCGUAGCUGGUUCGGUCGCAAGAACAGCUAUCGUGCUUCCACUCGCGCCCCCUCGCAAUCUGCCGGCAGCACCUCUCAUGCCUCCAGUGUCUCGGCCUCGUCCUUAUUGAGGCGGCUGAUGGGAGGUGGUCAACAAUUCGACAUUGGUAUGUCUUCUAUCGACAGGCAAUCACGGCCAGGCACCCGCGAGGGCUCCUUAUACACCAGCUCGUCGUCGUCGGGUUACGGCACACCACGGUCACCCUCUGUGAGCGCAGCACAGUCGGGAAGCGCAGCUCAAAUGAGCCUCACAACAAAUAACCUCAAAAUUCGACUCCAUCUAAUGGUCAGCGCAAGCAAGUGGUAUGACCACGGCAACUGUCUUCUCGAAAUCACGCGACCACCGGCCGGCACAAGACAGAACUUGCGAAAAUAUCAGGGCAUGGAGAAGCGCAUCAUUGUGACGCGUAUACCUAAGAAGUCGGCGGACAAGGAUAAGACACCGAUUGUGGUGCUAGAUGUAGUCCUAGGAUCGCGUUGCUUCUCGAGGUUGGGAAGCAGGGGAGUGUUGCUAAAUGUGUGGGAGGAGACACUGGAAGAAAACGGAAUGGUGUCGAUAGGAGGUGUCAACGCAGGAAACGUGAGCAAGUGGUGUUUCGCGUGUGGAAGUGUGUCCGAGGCGAGCUGGAUUUACGGCUUGGUCACGCAGGAAGUUGUAAUUGGAUGA